CAAACAAUUGCGAUGGCGGAUAUGGGAGUUGUGCAACUGACACACACAGCGUUCCAAGAGGCACCAGGUACUUUGUGUGCACUGGAUGCUGGUCCUCCUGCCUUCUGACGUGUUCCAUCGCCUUCUGCGCGACGGCAGUUGCGACGACUGCUGCAGGUAUUGUGCAAGUGGCACCUCACCAGCAUGUCCCCACGACGAACACGAACACGCCCCACACGCCCCACGAACACGCACGAACAACAAGGCAAGCAAGUGAUGGCGCCAGCGGGGAACACGGCGGCGUGCCGACCGUGAUCACUUUUCAUUUGGACAGGGUUCCAUACAAAGCGACAGCAGGGAGAAGACAACAAGGACAAGAAGCGUCAACACAACACAACACAACACAACACUCCACAACACUCCACAACACAGCUGCACCUGAAGGAUGGAGGAACAGCAAGUCACCGCCAUCGGCGGCACCGUCUGGUGCCUUGACACAACGGGAGUGGAUAUCGUUCCAACGCAACACCACCAACAACAGCAGCACCACCACCAACACCAUCAGCGGGCUCAGCGUGGCCAACAGCCACGAAACGAGCUGCACCACCAGCAACAGCUCACCGCCAUGGCACUUUGCAUUGCGCAGCCCGAAGAUGACGUCCUCAUGCACAGCAAAACGGCAGCGUCGCUUUCGCCCUUCAGCCAGUUCUGUGCGACAGUCCUCAACCGGCAACGUGAGCAGGUCAUCUGCUUUACCGAGACAGAGAAGGAGCAGCGCGGACGGCGGCAACAGGGCGCCCUCGACGUGCUUCCCGACACGGUCCUGCGUGCUCUCAGCGACUCAAACAAGCGCGUGGUUGCGCACGCAGACCUGUUUCCACACUUGCAGCAGCACGACGUCACCGCAUCCCCUUCAGCCCUGCAGCGUGCAACGCCAACCACCGCCCUGAACCGCCUAAUCUAUCGCGACGCCAACACACCAGACGUUCCACCGGUGCUGCAAGACAGCGGUCUGAAAGUAAAGACACCGCAUGGCCUGAGCACGACCAGUGCAGAGGAUGUGCUUGCGCUGUACAACCGAGUGCAAGCAGAGAACACGGACAGCGAUGUGCUGAUUGAGCUCAUCGUGCGGGACGUGGCUGGGAUGGCCACCAGCACGCUCGUGCCCCGCCCAGAUGCCCUCAGCACAACCCUGGAACAGCAGACGAUGGCGCCACGACGCGUUGUUGACACGUGGACCGUGCGGGCCAUGCCCAAGCACACGUUUGUGGAUUCAACGACAAUCUUCAUCCCCUUUGCACAUCAGGAGCUGCUGUCUGCGUACCAACUGCACAUCUCGAGCGAGCGCGGCUGUUCGCUUCGCUUCUGUCCGCCGCCACCAGCGCUAUCGUCUGCAGUGAAUGAGCUGCUCACUGUCAGCAAGCGCCUGAUGCAAGAAAGCCCCAUCUGCGAGUACGCGUUUGGAGGAUUCACGUUUGUGCUCAACAGCACCAGCACAUAUCUCAUCGACGUCACCCUCGGGCUGUCCCACGCAAUUGCCGCCGUCCUGUUCAACCGGCGCCACGGAAACGCGUCGCAUAUUGGCGUCUGGCCCUGCCCUGUUGCGCGUUUUCCGGACAUUUGGACCUUCUGGGCAACGUUGCAUGACAGGGAUUGCGCUUACCACCCAUCCGACUCUGCAUCGUCAUCAGGGCUGUUUCCCCUUCACUUUACCAGCGAGGGCGACGGAUCGUGCACGCUCGUUGCGUUGUCGUCUGCGCCAGAACGCCUGGAGGAGCUGUGGAGCGUAUCUCACGGCGUGUCGGCGCUCUGCAUACCGCGCGCGCACAUCAAGGAUGCGCCAUCCGCUGGCCUGCACCCGUCCCUCAGACGUAUCUGGGUUGGCAGUGCACGACCGGAAUACCGAUUGGAAACACAGCGGUACCGCCUGCCCAACCGGUGCCUGGCGUUGAUGCGUGCAGGCACGGACGUCAUCGUGUUGCCGGGCAACCACGCCCCGACGCGCGAGUACUGGGAGUUUGUGCGCGAUGUGAAGGGGUUGAGCGAGGAGCAGGCCAUCUUCACCAGCAACGAGCACUUUGUGCUCGACAACGACAUGUUGGGCGCGCCAUUGGCACAGCUCGCUCACAUCGUAGAAGCAAACCCAGACGAUACGUUUUGCCUCCUUCCCUAUUGCGUGACGCCAGGGUUUGAGGAGUGGGCAGGCCACCUGCUCCGUAACCACAGCAACGUCGUGGUGUGCGGCGACGCGAGCGCGUGGGUGGAUGUGUAUGGGCACAAGGGCAUCCUGCACCGCCACGUGGCGCGCCCGCACGAGGCGUCUGUGAUUGAGCGGGCCACACCCCACGUCAGGGUUGCACGGGGAUUCACGUGCGACACGGUGGACGACCUGCUGCUCGCAUAUGAUCUCCUCGGCGAUGAUAAGGCGGUGAUCAAGCCUGUGUUUGGAGCGGCGGGCGAAGGCAUCGUGUUCGUGUCGAGUGCAGCGGAGCUGACGGCGUACACGUUCCCGAUGGGGCAAGUCAGCCUGGAGGAGUUUCUUCCCCUAGACAAGGCGGACGAUGACAUGGAGAUUGCGCCCGCCAUUCACUACAUGGCGAAAGAGGUGAUUGGCACGUGCCUUGUUGAUCAGCUCAUGCAGUCGACGGCGUACUGUGGGUGGAGAGCCUCUGUCACCGCACCUGCAUUCCAGCAGAUAUGCAUGGAUGCCACACAGGCCAUUCUUGGCGCCACCUCUCCCACAGGGCCGGGUGGCUUUGAUUUUCUCUCCGUUGGCGGUAACCCCGUUCUCACAGAUGUGAACACAGGGUGCUAUGUCGUGCAGUGCCGCCUCCCACCCUCACUCCCACACGUUUGCGUCUGCGUGCAUUCAGGCCGCUUCAACGGCGCCCAUUUCCCUAAACUCUUUCUGGAGGCCAAUAGCCCAGGCCGGAGGUUUUACUCCUUCAAGUUCAAGCCGGGCCAGGACUUGUGCAUCCGUGAUGUGUGGACCGCGUUUGAGGCGCAAGGCAUCCAGUUUGUGCCUGGCGAGAGCGAUGUGGGCGUGUUUCCCAUUGUGUACCUGCGCGGACUUGCCGCCCUCUUCAUUGCCAUUGCGGAGACGGACGAGGAAGCACACGCCCUUCAUCUUCGCGCCGUGGCGUGCCUGACGCAGCUGCAAGAUGCUUCUGGCGCUCCUGCUUGACAUUGUGUGUGUGUGUGUUGUGUGUGUGUGUAUGUGUGUGUGUGUGUGUGUGUGUGUG
Messenger RNA from Salpingoeca rosetta, 3221 nucleotides. RefSeq lists its product as uncharacterized. The record is from RefSeq and is a predicted model, not a curated record. Lineage: Eukaryota; Choanoflagellata; Craspedida; Salpingoecidae. The transcript is spliced from 9 exons. The coding region runs from base 425 to 3163 and encodes 912 amino acids.